ACUGCGAAAACGUAAACAAUGAUUGUGACAAAAUUAACAAAAAACAAAAACAACAACAGAACAGCUCGGAAGGACAGCAGACCAAAUUUUCGAAAAACUUAUUAAUAAAAUGGAUUUAGUGCCAGAAAACUCCUCCAGUGCAAACAAGAGAACAACAGCAGGCGGCAGGGUGAAAUGGAGUGCCGCGCUUGAGUGCCUGCUGAUUGACAUAUGUAUGGCAGGAGAAAAUUGAAGAUUUGCGCGGACCACGCAAAAAUUCACAUGUGUACAUGGAGAUGGCCGAGUCCAUGAAGGAGGCUGGGCUUGAGCUUGGAUGGGGCGAGAUAAGGACAAAGCUCGAGAACAUGACCAAAAAAUACAGGAUUGAAAAAAAUAAAAUUGGACCGAGCGGGGGUGCUCCAUCUGGGUGGCAACAUUACGAUAAAUUAAACUCAUUUCUGGGGUGCUGCCGGAUAAACAACAUGGAGCAGAGCACAUUGGACAACUACAAUCCUAAUAAGUACUUUUCGGAUAUUAUUGAGAUGGACCUGGACGGAUCUUGUUGCUCCAGCACCUUGUCUGGGCCUCCGCCAAAGAAAAAGAAAAAGACCGACAUUUCGUUGCUGGCAGAGAUCGCCCAGGAGCGUCUCGAACAACAAAAGGACCACCACGUUUUGCUGUGCAACCACAGCCGAAAUAAUUGCUAUAUCUUCAUCAUCCAUUAUAAUAAUUAAUAAAUCUUCCGCGCAAAUUUAAUGAACUUGUUA
Drosophila pseudoobscura is the source of this 746-nucleotide messenger RNA. RefSeq lists its product as uncharacterized. The record is from RefSeq and is a predicted model, not a curated record. Lineage: Eukaryota; Metazoa; Arthropoda; Insecta; Diptera; Drosophilidae. Bases 270 to 713 code for a protein of 147 amino acids. The transcript has 4 exons.